This is a messenger RNA of Sphenostylis stenocarpa, 666 nucleotides long. The record is from the annotation of a GenBank genome assembly. NCBI's taxonomy places the organism in Eukaryota, Viridiplantae, Streptophyta, Magnoliopsida, Fabales, Fabaceae.
AUGGUGGGUGCUCUAUCUGUUGUGGGAUCAUCAGUGAUGGACUCUCACACUGGCCCUUGUUUGUGUGUGGAUGCUCUCCCCACAACAACCAGUGUCAAUCUCAAGAGUGGUGGAGAUGUUGUUUCGUGCAAGAAUUUGAUGGGAAGGAAGCACUUGACGAAGCAUGGUGGAGGGACUAUGAAGUUGAGCAGUUCUUUCAUUGAUCCUGGAAGAGCGUGGAGACUCUUUGUUAGCAGAACUUGCAAGAGGCAGCGUAAGGAUAGGAGAGUGGCCAUUGUCAACGAGCUUGGAGGCCAAUAUGAAGAAAGUUUUGAAGAUGUUAAAACGCAAAUGCUCAACUAUUUCACAUACAAGGCUGUGAGGACUGUUCUUCAUCAGUUGUAUGAGAUGAACCCACCUAAAUAUACGUGGUUCUACAAUUUUGUUGCAUCAAACAAACCAGGAGAUGGGAAACGAUUUAUUCGAUCCCUUGGGAAGGAGCAACAAGAGCUUGCUGAAAGAGUGAUGGUAACUCGGCUUCACCUUUAUGGUAAAUGGGUCAAGAAAUGUAAUCAUGCUGAGAUAUACAAAGAAAUCUCUGAUGAAAACUUGGAGUUGAUGAGGGAACGCCUGAUGGAGACAGUAAUCUGGCCCUCAGAUGACACAAACACAGAAAAAAUUGGCUGA